AUGGCACCAUCUAUACCGCCUGCACCAGGCAGCGGUACACCGUCAGUGCCCGCCGAAGCAGCCCAUAUGACAACCACCACCAUCAAAGUUGAUGGAAUGACAUGCGGCGCUUGUACAUCGGCGGUAGAAUCGGCAUUUCAGGGGGUUGACGGAGCCGGGGAGGUCUCGGUCAGUUUGAUGAUGGGAAGGGCGGUGGUACAACACGAUCCAGAAGUUCUAUCUGCCGAGAAGGCUGCGGAGAUAAUCGAAGAUCGCGGUUUCGAUGCUGAGGUUUUGAGUACGAAUAUACCCAGAAAAGAAAAUGGCAAGCCAACAAAGGAAUCUAUACCAUCACAGUGCACGACAACCCUUUCUGUUCAAGGAAUGACCUGUGGUGCUUGUACGUCCGCUGUCGAGGGAGGGUUCACUGAUGUCCCAGGAGUCGAAUCGGCGACAGUAUCUCUACUCUCAGAAAGGGCUGUUGUUGUGCAUGACCCCUCGAUUAUCACGGUGGAACAGAUCGCAGAGAUUAUUGAGGAUCGAGGUUUUGAUGCAAGCGUCAUAGAAUCUAAAACCUCCGAUCCGGACUCCGCUAGAGCCAUGCUAUCUGUGAAAUCGUCUGCGCAAAUGAAGUCUACAGUGUCUAUUGAAGGAAUGACAUGUGGUGCCUGUACCUCUGCCGUAGAGAAUGCUGUAGCAGGGCUGCCUGGUCUAAUCCGUUUCAACAUAAGCCUGCUAGCAGAGCGUGCGGUCAUAGUACAUGACCCAUCCAUUCUCCCAGCAUUGAAAAUAUCGGAGGCUAUCGAGGAUGCAGGAUUUGACGCGCGAAUUCUGUUCUCUGAGUCAGACACCUCCAUCAAUUCAACGUCUUCUACGCCUCUCAACUUUAACGUAUACGGGCUUACCGACGCCGCUUCGGCAGCAGCCUUGGAGGAUAUUCUCCUCAACACGCCAGGCAUUUUGUCUGCUAGCGUUCGGCUCUCAAGUUCACAAGCUUCGGUGUCCUUCAAUCCCUCGCAAGUAGGGAUCCGGGCUGUAGCCAAAGUGUUUGAGGACGCCGGCUACAAUGCUCUACUUACAGAAUCCGAUGAUAACAACGCCCAACUUGAGUCCCUCGCAAAGACAAGGGAGAUACAUGAAUGGAGAAGGGCCUUUCUCCUUUCAUUGUCAUUCGCCAUACCAGUCAUGUUAAUAAGCAUGAUAUUCCCCAUGUAUCUACACUUCCUUGACUUUGGUAGUGUGGAACUAAUUCCCGGAUUAUUCCUUGGAGAUGUCGCCUGUAUGUUCCUUACGAUACCCGUCCAAUUCGGCAUUGGUCUGCGAUUCUAUCGGGCAGCUUUUAAGUCGCUAAGGCACCGUUCGCCGACCAUGGAUGUUCUGAUCAUGCUUAGCACCUCACUCGCCUUUUCUUUCAGUAUCUUAGCAAUGCUCGUUUCUGUGCUUCUAUCACCACAUAGCAAGCCUAGCACUGUUUUUGAAACCAGCACGAUGCUUAUUACAUUUAUCACUCUGGGACGAUGGCUGGAAAACAGAGCUAAGGGGCACACCUCACGCGCCCUCUCACGGCUCAUGUCUCUUACCCCUUCGAUGGCAACAAUCUAUGAUGACCCUGUUGCUGCGGAGAAGGCGGCAGAGAGUUGGAAGAAAUCAUGUAAUUCCAUGUCGGCGGAUAAGCCCGAUAUAACUUCAGCAGCCAUUCACUCCGGCCAAAAGAUAAUACCUACCGAGCUCAUACAGGUUGGCGAUAUCGUAUGCAUCCGUCCAGGUGAUAAGAUAGCCGCUGAUGGCGUCGUCAUUCGUGGUGAGAUGUAUGUCGAUGAGAGCAUGGUGACAGGUGAAGCCAUUCCUAUUAUCAAAACUACAGGUCACCAUGUAAUCGCCGGCACAGUCAACGGUACCGGAUGGGCAGAUUUUCAGGUAACAAGAGCUGGUCGAGAUACCCAAUUGAGCCAAAUUGUCAAGCUGGUUCAAGAGGCACAGACGAAUCGUGCUCCCAUACAGAGAAUGGCAGAUACCGUUGCCGGGUACUUUGUCCCCACAAUUAUUACCCUGGGCUUCGUGACGUUUAUCGGAUGGAUGAUACUGAGCCACCUCCUCCCUCACCCACCCAAAAUCUUCCUGGUCGAAGGUAGUGGGGGAACAUUGAUGGUAUGUUUAAAGAUCUGUAUAUCCGUCAUUGUCUUUGCAUGCCCCUGUGCGCUCGGUCUCAGUACUCCAACUGCGGUCAUGGUUGGAACUGGCGUUGGAGCUGAACAUGGUAUCCUAGUCAAGGGUGGCGCAGCGCUGGAAGCGGCCACAAAAAUCAAACACGUUAUAUUUGAUAAGACUGGAACCGUAACUAUGGGGAAGACAAGUGUUGCAGAGGCCAAAAUGGAACCUACAUGGUCUACAAACGAAUGGCGACGCCAGUUAUGGUGGCUUAUUGUAGGAUUGACCGAAAUGACGAGUGAACACCCUAUUGGCAAAACCAUAGUUUCAAAAGCCAAGUCUGAAUCAGGAGUUUCAGACGAUGGCCCCCUUAAUGGUGCUGUGGUUGAUUUUGAAGCUAUAGUUGGUAAGGGUGUCUCUGCCACCGUUGAGCCUACCUCUGGCCCUGAACGCCAACGAUAUACAAGCCACAUUGGAAACGCCGUUUUUAUGCGCUCUAAGGGAAUCAAAAUUCCAGACUCCUCCGAUUCAGAUGUUAAAAAACAAAAAUCAAAAUCAGAGGCACUGAAGACAGCAACAGUAAUCCAUGUUGCCAUCAAUGGCCAGUACUCUGGAACGCUCUGGAUACAGGAUUCUAUCAAGCCUUCUGCGAAAGCCGCUAUUGCAGCUCUUCACCGCAUGGGCCUUACGACCUCCCUUGUAACAGGAGACACUUACAAUACUGCACUCGCUGUUGCCAAUGAAGUUGGUAUCCCAUCGGGCUCAAUCCAUGCUUCCAUCAGCCCUCUAGAGAAACAGGCUAUUAUAAGCAAACUUCAAACCCCUGAAUACCCUAUUGCUAUGGUUGGAGACGGCAUCAACGACUCGCCUGCUCUGGCCACUGCCUCAGUCGGGAUCGCUCUCUCGUCCGGUACAGAAGUUGCCAUGGAGGCAGCCGACAUUGUGCUUAUGCGGCCAGAGGAUCUACUUUCAGUACCCGCAAGUCUCUGUCUGUCAAUAUCCAUCUUCAACCGUAUCAAGCUCAACCUCCUUUGGGCUUGCGUGUAUAAUGCUAUCGGUAUACCAUUCGCAAUGGGGCUUUUCUUGCCCUUCGGUGGUGUGUCUCUCCAUCCCAUGGCUGCCGGUGCGGCUAUGGCAGCUUCGAGUGUCAGCGUGGUUGUUAGCAGCUUGCUUCUAAAGUUCUGGAGACGACCUAGCUGGCUUAAGAUUGAACGCUUGGAGAGAGAAGUUGAUGAAGGUUUGAUAGAUUCCACUGGCCAGGCGUACGGGAAAGUUGGGAAGUGGUGGAAGAAAUCUCCUUUCGCAUCUCCGGUAUCCCCUGCUGAGAAUAAUUUGGCCGGUGCCUUCCAAUAUAUAUCGCGAGCUUUUGGAAGAGGAAGGACACCCACCGAAGAAGAAGGCUAUGUACCUCUCCAAACGGUGGACAACGGGUUAUGA
Trichophyton benhamiae CBS 112371 is the source of this 3564-nucleotide messenger RNA. RefSeq lists its product as uncharacterized. The transcript has a single exon. Gene Ontology annotation, biological process: copper ion homeostasis; monoatomic cation transport. Gene Ontology annotation, molecular function: ATP hydrolysis activity; copper ion binding; ATP binding. The coding region runs from base 1 to 3564 and encodes 1187 amino acids. Gene Ontology annotation, cellular component: membrane. Lineage: Eukaryota; Fungi; Ascomycota; Eurotiomycetes; Onygenales; Arthrodermataceae. The record is from RefSeq and is a predicted model, not a curated record.